Meloidogyne enterolobii is the source of this 2139-nucleotide messenger RNA. NCBI's taxonomy places the organism in Eukaryota, Metazoa, Nematoda, Chromadorea, Rhabditida, Meloidogynidae. The record is from the annotation of a GenBank genome assembly.
GAAAAAGUAAGCUCAAAAGUAUUUUUAAAAUGGAAAGAAUUUGGAUGUAAAAUUGAACCUCGUGCAGAGAGUAAGGCUAUUUGGAUUAUAAUGAAUGGUACCGAGGAUGAAAAUGAUGAUCGAUUUGAAAAAAUAUUUAAAAUAUUAAAAUUUGCUGAAGAAGCUAAUGAAAAUGAAAAAUUACGUUUUAAAAUAAGUACAAGAAUUUUAAUUCCAAAUCAAAAGUGCGGGUACGUUGUUGGAAGAAAUGGAUCUACUUUAAAAAAAAUUGUGAAUGAUUUUAAUGUUAUUGCUUUAAUGGAUGGCGGACAUUCCGACCCCGUCCCCGAAGGUUUUGGCCGUUUAAUUUUGAAGGGGACCAAAUUGGAUGGAAUUCGCUCUGCCAGAUCUCAAAUAAAUUAUAUGGUCAAAAUUGCUUUGGAUCUAAAUCCUUAUGGACCUGCUGAUGGAAAAAGAAUGUCGGCUUUGGGAAAAACUGCUUUGGCUGAAGAAAGGAUUAAAGUGCCUCUAUUUAGUGCUUUUAGUGAAGAACAGAAGAAACAAUUUCGAGAAAUUCAGAGAACUUCAAAAGUCGAUUUUAUUGUUGAUAAAGAAGAUAAGCCUCAAGAUGGACGCUUUUUAGUAUUAAAAGGAGAAUUGGCCAAUGUUGUUGAAACUAAAAAGAGAAUUUCCAAAUUGAUUUUUGACUUGAGAUAUUCUCCAGUUGAAGAGGAAAAGACUUCACCUCCAACAACUACAUUUUUGUCUUCUUUGGAUGAUCAAACAACUACAUUUCCUUCAAUCGAUUUUGUUGUGCCGUAUCCAAACUUUUUGGGUGUGCUUGGGCAAAGAGGGGAAAGAAUUAAAUCUUUAAAGACAGAAUUGGAUGUAAAUUUAGUAUUUCUUGGGGACAACAAAGCUCAAUAUAAUGAAGGACGAACUUUACGAAUAACUGGGAAAACCGACAAAAAAGUUCAAAUGGCCAAAUUAUUUAUACAAAGAGAAUUUAUUGAAAAAUGGUCGCCAAAAUACAACAAUAAUUUAAUUUAUGUUGAUCUUGAUAGACGGAGAAGGGUGGAUAAUACUGGAAAUGAUUGGGGAAAAUUUGUUGAGGAUUCGCAAAUGGAAGUUUUGGUGCCCCAAGAAGUUGCUAAAAUUAUGAUAAAAAUAAAGAUAAAAUUUGGCUUAACCUCCUACCAACUUCAUCGUCCAAGACCUGAUGGUUUCCAAUUUGUUUGUUUGAAGGGGUCGACUGAAGCUUUGGAAAAAGCGAGUAAACAUUUGGAUUUAAUGACAGCUGAGUAUAUGAAGGAAAAUGGAGAUGGAAGUGUGGAUAGAUCGUCAAAUGGAGAAAUGAAUUGGAGUGAGGAAAGUGAAGGGUUAAAUGGAGAUGAAGAAAGUGGGAAUGAAGAAGUAAAUAUAUUUAUGAAUGGAAAUGAAGAGAAGAAUAAUUGGGAGGAGGAAGAGAAGGAAAACAAGGAGGAGGAAGAAGAUGGGAAAAAGGUGGAAGAAGAGAAGAAUGAAGAAAGGAAAGAGAAGAGGAAGAGUGGAGGGAGUGAAGAAAGUAAAGGUUGGGAGGAGGAGAAGAGCGAAGAAGAAAAUAAAAAUGAAGGAGGAGGAAGAAAAGAUGAUGAAAAAGAAAAUGAAGAUAAGGAGGAUGAUGAAUUUGAGUGGAGAAGUCUGGUUAAUAUUAAUGAAGUUAUUGAAAAAGAAGAUGAAUUAGAGGAGGAGGAUGAUCAAUCAACUUUAGCGGGUGAUUUCAAUAAUGAAAGAAGAGAAUCUUUUACUUCUGAAGCGGAAGAAGCUAUUCGUAGAUUGUCAAUAAAUUCUUCUUUUGAUGAAGAUAAAAGGAAGAAGAAUAAAAAAGACGAAGAAAAGAGAACAAAGAAGAAUAAGGAGGAAGAAAAAAUGGAAGAGAAGAAGAAUAGCUUGUUUAAAGAUGCAAAUGAAAAGAGGAGGGAUCGAUAUAUUUUAAUGAUGGAUGAUUUUCUCGAACAAAUGUCUAAACGGGAGGAAGCUAAAGACCGUGAAAAUGCUUUAUUACGUCGUCAAGUUCAACGUUUAAAAAAUAAAAUUUUUGAACUUGAAGCUGCACAGAGUGUUACUGUUAACAAAAGGACUCAAAAAAGGGGAAGAAGAUAUAAUACUCGCAAGAAAUAA